GCGCGGCAGCUGCGGGGCGUGGGGGCGGUGGCGGCGACGGCCGAGGCCGAGACCGAGGCGGCGGAGGCUGAGGCGAAGGCGGCGGCUCCUUACCCGGUGACGGUGCUCCGCCGGACCCCUUUCCGGGCCCCAUGGAGGCGGCGGCGGGCGGGGGCUGCGGCUCCGGGCCGCCGCUGCUACUGAGCGAGGGCGAGCAGCAGUGCUACUCCGAGCUCUUCGCGCGUUGCGCCGGCGCCGCAGGCGGGGGCCCCGGCUCCGGGCCCCCUGAGGCCGCCAGGGCCGUCCCCGGAGCGGUCACCGCAGCCGCGGGCCCCGUGGCCGACCUGUUCCGGGCGUCGCAGCUGCCCGCCGAGACGUUGCACCAGAUCACAGAACUGUGUGGUGCAAAGCGGGUUGGUUGGUUUGGUCCAACACAGUUUUACAUUGCCUUAAAACUGAUUGCUGCAGCACAGUCUGGCCUCCCUGUACGGCUAGAGAGUCUUAAAUGUGAACUGCCACUGCCUCGCUUUAUGAUGUCAAAGACUGAUGCUGACAUACGAUUCGGGAACCCGGCGGAACUGCAUGGCGCUAAGGUUCAGAUUCCAUAUUUAAUCACAGAAAAAAAUACCUUCAAAAGAAUGGACGAUGAGGAUAAACAGCAGGAAACACAGUCUCCCACGAUGUCACCCCUCGCCUCCCCUCCUUCUUCCCCGCCUCAUUACCAGAGGGUGCCCUUGAGCCAUGGCUACAGCAAACUGCGGAGCAGCACAGAGCAGAUGCAUCCAGCUCCUUACGAAGCUAGACAGCCCCUUGUCCAGCCUGAAGGACCCUCGUCGGGGGCCCCAGGAGCCAAGCCCCCUCGGCAUCAGGCUUCCCUUAUUCGGUCCUUUUCCGUGGAGAGAGAACCGCAUGAUAACAACAGUAAUUACCCAGAUGAACCCUGGCGGAUAACAGAAGAACAGCGCGAGUACUAUGUCAAUCAGUUCCGAUCCCUUCAGCCUGACCCGAGUUCCUUCAUUUCAGGUUCUGUGGCCAAGAACUUCUUCACCAAAUCAAAGCUUUCCAUUCCAGAACUCUCCUACAUAUGGGAACUUAGUGAUGCUGACUGCGAUGGAGCCCUGACCCUGCCUGAGUUCUGUGCUGCAUUUCAUCUCAUUGUGGCUCGGAAAAACGGUUACCCACUACCCGAGGGCCUGCCUCCGACUCUGCAGCCAGAGUACCUGCAAGCAGCCUUUCCUAAGCCCAAGCGGGAGUGCACACUAUUUGAUUCUUAUUCUGAGUCAAUGCCUGCAAACCAACAACCCCGUGACUUGAAUCGGAUGGAGAAGCUAUCUAUUAAAGACAUGGCUGACUUUCCUGUCCCAGCCCAAGAUGUGACUAGUGAUGACAAACAAGAACAAAACAAAACACGUCUAGAACAAAACAAAAUACGUCUAGCUUUGAAAAGUACUGCGGAUGAAGCCUUACCAAAGGAUAUGUCUGAGGAUCCAGCCACUUCUAAGGAUUCCAACAGUCUCAAAGCAAGACCAAGAUCCAGAUCUUACUCUAGCACCUCCAUAGAAGAGGCCAUGAAAAGGGGCGAGGACCCUCCUACCCCGCCACCGCGGCCACAGAAAACCCAUUCCAGAGCCUCCUCCUUGGAUCUGAAUAAAGUCUUCCAGCCCAGUGUGCCAGCUACUAAGUCAGGAUUGUUACCUCCACCACCUGCGCUCCCUCCAAGACCUUGUCCAUCACAGAUGAGGAAAUUGAAGCAUACAGGGUUAAGCAAGUCAGCCAAGAUUUCCCAUCACAAUGUAAACAGUGAGUGCAGUGCUCAGCCCAAGCCUCCAACUCAGCUGCCUAACUUUGGAGAUUUCAGACUACAGAAACAGUCUGAACAAGCAUCUGAGGCUGAAAUACACCCCCAGCUGAACAGAGCCCCCUCUCAAGCUGCAGACAGUAGUCCAACAAAGAAGGACAUACCAUAUUCUCAGCCUCCAUCAAAGCCCAUCCGAAGGAAAUUACGACCUGAAAACCCAGCUCCAGAAAGCCAAGAGCCUUCUAGCACUGUUGGUGGGGCAGCGUUGGCAGUGACCGGGAAACCCCACACAGCAGUCCAGAAACAGUCUUCCAAACAGAAGAAGGCCAUUCAGACUGCUAUCCGCAAAAAUAAAGAGGCAAAUGCAGUGCUGGCCCGGCUGAACAGUGAACUUCAACAGCAGCUCAAGGACUGCCAUAACAAAGUACUACAACCUUGGUGGCUGAAAGUACCAGAAAUCACUUCUCACAACUCUGGCGGCUAGAAGUCUGAAAUCAAGGAGGUUCAUCAAGAACGGAUUGCGUUGGAAAACCAAUUGGAACAACUUCGUCCAGUCACUGUGUUGUAACCCCCAAGACUCAAGUAACAGUGGGUGACUUUUUCUGCCAAGAUCUUUCCUUUGAAUGUUUCAACCCAACUACUUGUCAUAGGUGUCCAAGACUGUGUGAAAAGCUGCGAGCAGCGGAAUAUAAUCCAUAUUUCCUUUUCUCUUGUACUUCACUUGUAUGUUUUACUCUGGUGGAAAAAAUACAACUGAUUCUCACACUUGAAAUUAUAGUUUCAGUGGAAUUUAUCUCCCAUUCUUAAGUACUUCCUCAAGUUGUUAGAUGUUGCUCCUUACCAAAAACCAAUCUUCUAGCAAUUAAAAACAAUUUAGAGCAUUAUUUAUUUAAAGAAUUUAUGAUUUGUAUAAAACCUCAUAGCCAAUACCUUCAGGAUGCUUGUUUUAUUUUUGUAUGUAUAUCAAAUACAGUAGCUUGGUUUCCUGAAUAAUUGGGAUUCCAACUGGAUAGUCUUUGGCAUGAUGAUAAUAAAAGCAAAAACUAAAACAAGAGCAUCAGAUUUAGACAGGCUCCGUGCCCUCCGCCACCAUAUGCCAAAAAUUGCUUCUCUAGUGCCAUUUUGACAUUGUAUCUAGCUAUAAAUAAUACAUAACUAUUGUUUUCUGUUAAAUGGCAGAGACUUAUUGGGUCUUUGCACCUCUGUAAAGUGGAAGUUUUGUCAAUGAUCUAUUUAACUUGGCCCAGUUAGGCCUUCAACUCACAGAAUUCAGUCCUUUCAUGUAAAUUUUUGGGUAAGAGCAAUCCACUUUAACCGCCUCACUCGAUCAAAUUAAAUAAAUAGUUGCCAGAUCGCUACUUUUAUCCUGCAUGGGAUAACAUGUUUGUAAAUGCAUGAAUUUGGAAACUACACAUCAGAUGUGAAAGGCUGAAGAGACUGUUUGGACUGUUAAAUAUUUGUUGCUUGAACCCAGGUAUUCACCCUGGAGAAGAAGGGGAAAUGGUUGUUACCAGCAAUCCAACAACUCUGGUAGUUAUUUUUGUCUUUGUUAUUUUAACCUGGAUUGUGAUUGUAUUGAGUAUAAAGGACUAAUGAAAGAAAACCGAUCUUCACUCUGGAUAUACAACUGUUUGUUCUCUGUGAAGUGUACCCUUGGGAAGUGAUUGGUUUAUGUACCGUCCAGUGGAGCCCAGCUGACUCCAGUGUAUGUGAUGUAAAACCAUGAGCUCAAAUUGCCGAAGCCAGUAUCCUGUGGAAGUUUUGAUCACCCACUGCUCCUGAAAGCUCAAGUUGAAUAUGGGAAGUGACUGACCCCCACAGGGAUCAGGGCAUGCCCGCUUUCACAUCACUUUGAGAGACUGAUUACAAGAAAUGCUCUCUUUCUCUCUCUCUCUCUCUCUCUCUCUCUCUCUCUCUCGUGUAUUUUGCUAAUUUACCCAUUCUUAGAGUAGAGGUGUGGGGUGUGCCUGGGGUCCUUUUUGAGGUGGUUUAGGAUAGGUUUGCAGUGUGGGAUUAAGCCUUCAGUUUCAGUAGAGUUGACAGCUUUUAGAAUAAGGAGGUGUUUAUUUAAUGCUUCCUUAGUUUAUUUGCAAGCUUUAUCAAUAGCUUAAUGGCAGAAGAGAAAGGCUCAAUCAGAUGAUGUUUUCCCAAAGAAAAACAAAUUGUUGAUUCUAUCCUGUGCAUAUUAAAAGAUUUUGAAUUGAUUUGAUUUUGAAAAUCCCAGAACUUAAACUAUUUCUCUAUUCCCCCUUUCUUUCCCUUUUGGGUAGCCUUUUCUGUCCCUCUGGGAGGGGUUUGGAGUCAUUUUAAACCCUUCCUAAGAUUAUGAAUGGGCAGUGCAGAUUUUUGACGUAACCUCUUUUCCCAUGUCCUGAGAUCGAGGGGCUAAAGCUAUUUUUAUCAGCAAUGUCCUUGCUGCAGACAUUCCACAGCAUGCUUAGCUUUUGUUACAUUCCGCCCGGGAAAGAACAGCGUGUGCGCUCCAUCUCCUCAUCUUCCAGUACCUGUGCGCUCCCUCGAGAUAGCACUGCAUGUCCAGUAAGGAGGCAUAUGAGCUCAGGAAUGUUAGUCUUUAGUAUACAUUUAAAAAAAAUAUUGAUAUGUUUUCCCCCCAUCAAGUCAGUGCCAGAGUGAGACAAAUUAGGAGGUUGGGGUUUUGUUUAGCUGGCUUGGUCUUCACUAAAGGACCAAACUCACAUUGGACAGUUAAAGUCCCAUGAGUUGCAUAGUUUCACCGAUAUUUUGAGAUGAGCAUUGCAUUAAAGCACACAUCAAUGUCUAUACUCAGCUUUCUUUUUUUUUUACAUUUUAAAAUUUUAUUAUGUUAAUCCCCAUACAUUACAUCAUUAGUUUUUGAUGUAGUGUUCCAUGAUUCAUUGUUUACAUAUAACAUCCAGUGCUCCAUGCAAUACGUGCCCUCCUUGACUGCACUUAACAGUGACCAUAGUGUAUUAGUUGCUUAGAAGUGGGUUAAAAAAAAAAACCAAUAUACACUAUUAUUAUUACCUGACUAGUGCUCUUCUUCCAUGUCUCUGUUUUCUCAGAAUGUGCACUUUUAAUUUAGGAUUAUAGCUCCUGUAUGUUUCUGUGAGCCUUCAAUGUGAUUUACAGGAAGGCUGGGACUGAAAUCACCAUUAUAGAAGUUCUAUAAAACUUCUCCAAAACUAGACCCACUCGUUGGGCAGAAUUCAGUGGACAUAAUGUCGAUGUUGCCCCCAUCUGUGGGGGCUUCAUAAACUUGUUAAGUGGUCUUCCUCUAAAGGGGUCCUAUAGUCCCAUGAUGAAAGCACAGUAGGAAUUGAUAGCGGGCUAAUGGGGUACCUCAGUGUCUCUUGUAAGUGGUGUAUUACUUCUGCCACAUCCCUGUCCAGCAGACAUGAAGUACAACCAAGAGGUAGAUUUCUGGAAUGGAGAUGCUGUUGUAAUCAAGGCAGAUACUUGCACUUGUUUCAGUUGGAAAGAUCUAACUGCUUUAUAAAUACUAGGCAAGUGCUUUGGGCCUGGUUGGGAGGGGAGACAUCUUAGCUGGAAGCUAUGCCCAUUUUACUCUCCUUGGAGAAGAGGAUGUCAGAGCUGAGAGCACUUGUACCCGUCCCCUGCAGUUUGCUUGUGGGGAAACCAAGGCCAUCAGAAACUACAUUUUCUAGCCCAAGAAUCUGUAGAGAGAUAACUACUGGCAGAGUUGGAAUGCCAGCUGAUCUUACAGAUUCUGAGUCAAGUCCUCUAGCCUCUAGCAAUACUAAAAAUAGAUUAGGAGGGUUUCUUCUGUUUACCAUGUUGAACUUUAUUUACUUAGUCUUCAAGUAUGAAAACAUGUUUCAGUGAGUUUUAGAUCUAGAUAUUUCUCUUGGAUUGAAGCAAAAAAUAAAAUCUGAAGGGAAGAAUAUGAUUGAACUAUUUGUUCUUCUGAACACCUCACCUUUCAUGAUGCAAUAAAUUACUCCAAGUUUCUUGGCAGAACUUUUGACAGUUGUUGCUUUGAAUGGAUUCCAUUCCUGGAUUCCUUACGGGGGUUUGUUUUUCAAAUAGACUCCUGCGAUGGAAAUGAACUCAAUAUGUAGUAAGUUACGGUUUUCUUCGAUAUAUCUUUAGUUAUGUGGGUUGCAAAUGUUCGAUUUCAGCAUAUUUCAGGGGGAGUAAUCAAAAACAUGCAUUUUUCUUUGAUUUCCUACCAGUGUCUGAACUAUCAUAAAGCAUUCUUCUCUUAAUAUGUGACUUGAUUCUAUAGUCUCUUUAUAAAUGAUAAUUUGUCUAUUUCUUAAAUGAUCUCUCAACCAUGGUAAUAAUAGAUUUGUACUCAGAAGAUUAAUAAGAAAAUCGAAUGGGUGUUUUUCUUGCAAUUAAGACAGACAUUUGCAAAUGUCUUCUUCUAAGCAGUAGUUGGAAAGAUCUGUUACAGUAUAACACCUUACAGCUGAAAACAUUUGUUCAACACAAACUACAAUCACACCUCCUGACUAAACAUCACAAAAAGAAUGUGAUUUUGAAAGUAUAAAAAAAAAGAAUUCCCAAUAUCAUAGCAACCAGAUCUUCCCAUAUUAUUGACAAGUAAGACUUAGUAGCUUGUGGUUUAAACAUUAUGAACAAAAUGUAAUAUCAGUUAGAAAAAGGAAGGUCUCUUUCUCCUCUAGUUAAAUAAAUAGAACACUAGUGACUUUGGUUUCUCUUUCCAACUGGCUUAUUCUGUUGCAAGUGUACUCUUUUGAAAACUCUGAUUUCAGAGGAUCUCUUGAAUUUACACUUUAGUGAUGGGUGUUUUGUUAUGUUCUUUUUUUGCAUCAUGACUUAGUGUAAUUCAAGUUCCUAGUAGAAGUGGGGAUUUGGGUUUUUGGAAUUCUGAGGUGGCAUCUCCUCUUUUGGCACAGGCUGAAGGCUACUGCCCACCAAUGCCAACAGCUCAGUCACUGAUGGCAGUUUGCGUGUGAGUCUUACUCUGUGCGCCACCCCACUUUGCCUGUUUGCAGUGAGAAAUGCAUCUAGUUUUAUGACCCUCCCUAGAGCAGCUGUAAGAACAGACAUGGAGGACAGACUUUAAAAGCAGCACAGAGUCUAAGAGCUGCUGCCUUCCUCAAAAAUAGGCGUUCAGAGGUUGCCUUACAGGUGUUCCCUGAAACAGCCAGUCUGUUAAUGUGAGCAAGGGAUGCUGAGUACACAAUUGCUUUUAGGCUUAGAUAGUUACUGUCUACAUUUGCUAACCUACAUGAUGAUGAAGGCAGGGUUUCAACUGAGAGGACUUGUUCUAGUUACAGAAGACUUGCUGUGUUCUUAACAAUUGGAAAAUGUUUAUUUUUUUGUGUUUUGUGAGUUCUCCUGUCUUGCUCUAAUUUAAGUUCAUGGCUGUGGGAAGUUGGAGAAAAUGGGCUUAAGACUCUGAAGACCAGAGGACAAGGGACUUUCAAGAGGGCUUGUAUUGGGAUUUGAGGGCCACACUAGGGAAAUUCAGCGACCAGUUACGUCCUGCUAAAGUACUCUGUUGGACAACAGGACUGGAUCCUGAAGGUCCUUCACAGAGCUCUGCCCUCAAGAGCGGUGCAGUUGGAUGCAAGCACCCCAUCAUAGGGCGAUUGAAUCAGCUGAGUUUUGUUGUUUUUGUUUUGUCUUAAGGCAACUUGUAUGAGGAAUUCACCUGUACCUAUCUUGGGAACCGGGUGUACCCUUUUCUUUAGCACUGCCAUUCUUUUUGUCUUCAUCGCAAAUAUGUUCAAGAAAGCCAGAGGCAGGAAGGGCCAUUUUGGUCUUCAUUACAGUGGGCCAGGAGAGAGAAUGAGGUGAUGGUCUAUUUUAACCUUGAGAGUAAAAGUGUAUAUUUUUUCACUACAGGUACAUUGAACAGUAAAAUGAGUAACAGCAAAGUAUAUAUUUGAUGCCUUCUGUCUUUUCAUAAUGUGCUAACAAGUUGUGUUAAUAUUUUACUUAGCCAGAGUCUUACACAUUUGCUAGGCCUUGGGAACAUUAUGUAUAUUGAUCUUAAACAUAAAUAUAGGGUGACCUAUAUUGGAUUGUGACUUGUAGAUGCUAACCUUACUGCCUCUUUUUCACACUUGUUGGAAAGUCUGUGAAGAACAUAGUAGAUUAAAAAUCUCCAACUUUGGAAAAUGUACACGAUGUGAAACUGAGGUGCUAUGUUAAAAAUAAAUGUAUGACAACUAA
Molecule: messenger RNA, 7927 nt
Organism: Mirounga angustirostris (Northern elephant seal)
Lineage: Eukaryota; Metazoa; Chordata; Mammalia; Carnivora; Phocidae
Gene: REPS2
Product: RALBP1 associated Eps domain containing 2
Exons: 21
Coding region: 132-2261 (709 amino acids)
Biological process (GO): clathrin-dependent synaptic vesicle endocytosis; endosomal transport
Cellular component (GO): plasma membrane; cytoplasm; presynaptic membrane
Molecular function (GO): calcium ion binding; protein binding; molecular adaptor activity
Source: RefSeq, a predicted model, not a curated record